GCCAAGGAGCAAGGAUGAGGUGGACUUUCUGGUUCCCUGACUCACAGCAAGUGACAAGCCGCGUUUACUAUUCCCUUCCCCUCUCUCGGGGAAGAGCCCUCUGGGCAGCUUCCAGUUUUAGCUAGGGCAGGAGCGGGGUUUUCUUUCGACCCAGAAGCCGUCUGCAGAGAAAGAAACCUGAGUUUGGGAGCGGGUUUUGGAGCGGAAGAGCUGCCAGGUAGCAUUACGGCUGAGAGAACUUCUGUGCGUGGAGCCCCCUCCUCCAAGAGUUGGCUGGGAAUCCGACUGGCAUAGCUGUAAAACGGAGACCUUUUCUCCGACCAGCCGCGGGGCGCCGUUAUGCUCCGAGGACGAAGAAAUUCAUAGCUGAGGGCUCAUCGGCGCCAAAAAUCACAAUGCCUGGGAAUUCAUGUUGGCACCUUCAUCCCACUGGAAAGCUACUCGUUAGUAACUCACGGGCCCUGCCUUCUCCCAAGAUCCCAGCUACCAUCCACCAACCAUGAAACCCUGCCGGCCUUCUUACCUUUCGGUGUGCCUUCUUGUAUCCUCUGCUGCCCUGGCUGCAGAUCUGAUGCCCAGGGUGACCAUCCGGAGUGGAGAUGCAAAUAGGAUCAUCCCCUCUUUCAGCCACGACGGAGUCCUGAACUACGAUACUUUCCUCCUGAGCCAAGAUGGGGAGACACUUUAUGUGGGAGCAAGAGACACCAUCCUGUCGCUCGAUAUCAGAAACGCCACCCCUGUCAGGCUGAAGGGUUUGGUACCGUGGAAGGCCAGGCCUGAGAAAAAGGAAGAAUGUGUUUUUAAGCAGAAAAGCCUUGAGACAGAUUGUUUCAACUUUAUCCGUGUCCUAGUACAGCUGAACAGCACGCACCUCUACACCUGCGGGACAUAUGCUUUCAGCCCCACCUGUGCUUACGUUGAACUGGGUGAUUUCAGCCUGGGGACGGAUGAAAGCGGACAGCCGCUCUUCCAGAAGGGGAAAGGCCUGUGCCCGUAUGAUCCUAACUACGACAAUACAGCCAUUGUUGUGGAUGGAGAGCUUUACACAGGUACUAUGAACAACUUCCAAGGCAAUGAGCCCAUCAUCUCUCGUACCCUGGGCAACCGAGUCGUUCUGAAGUCCGAUUUCUUCUUUACCUGGCUGAAUGCUGAUGCAGCCUUCGUGGCUUCGUUCAACAUCCCCAGCCCUCCAGAUGACGACAAAGUCUAUUUCUUCUUCUCGGAAACGGGCGAGUAUGACUUCUUUGACAAAAUGAAGGUUUCCAGAGUGGCUCGGGUGUGCAAGAAUGACGCCGGAGGAGACAAAGUGCUUCAGAAGAAAUGGACCACCUUUCUAAAAGCUCAGCUCUCCUGCUCCCACAAGGGGGAAUUUCCAUACAACGUCAUCCAGCACAUCGUUGCUAUCUCGGAGCCGGGAGGCGGCACUGUUUUCUACGGCAUCUUCACUUCUCAGUGGCGGAGGGGAAAUCUGCAGAGCUCAGCGGUCUGUGUCUUUGACUUUGAGGCUAUCAAGCAAGCCUUUGAAGGGAAAUUCAAGGAGUUCAACAAGGAUUGCUCACAAUGGAUGACCUACAACGGGCCAGCGAUUGAUCCCCGUCCUGGCAGCUGUUCGGUUGGCUCUUCUGCAGACCGGGCCCUGACGUUCAUUAAGGAGCACUUCUUGAUGGACGAGAAGAUUUUGCCUGACAAAAAUCAGCCUCUCCUGGUGAAGCAGAAUGUCCUGUACACUCGGAUUAUGGUCCACCAGACCUCAAACAUUGUCGGGGAUCCGUACAUUGUGAUGUUCUUGGGAACAGAGGAUGGUUCCCUUCACAAAGUAGUGGUCACCACCCGGGGAGCUCACAUCAUCGAAGAGAUCCAGUUGUUCGAGGAGGCGGAACCUGUUCGGAACAUGCUGCUCUCCCCUGAAAAAGGCAUCCUUUACGUGGGCUAUUCAAAAGGCAUACUGCAAGUAUCGCUGGCCAACUGCAGCAUGUACAGAAGCUGUGCAGAGUGUGUGCUGGCCCGAGAUCCCUACUGUGCCUGGGACCGAUUUCACAACAAAUGUGCUAGAUUCCAACAGGAGGAGGACCUGAAUAACUGGCUGCAGGACGUUGAGCAGGGGAAUCCCGGUCUCGGAUGCCAAGACAAGACCAAACGCUUCAGAACUUUGAUGAAGUCUCCAAAUGAAGCUGACGACGGAGUUGUAAAAACUUUGACCUCUUCGUUGAACUCGAUGGUACGGUUGUCCUGCCCUCAUGCUUCCGCCCUGGCCAAUUACACGUGGAACUAUCCAACGGGGGAAAAGGCAGAAGGGCUGGUCAUGGAAGAUGACAAAAACCUGGUCGUUAUUGUCCAGAAGGCCUCCCUUGGCACGUACGAGUGCUUGUCCAAUGAGAACGGGUACCAGCAGGUAGUGGCCAGGUACCGUGUGCUCACCCCGAAGUACCCCGGCAUUCUGGGCCACAGCGACAAAGACGGCAUCGCCGAGGAGGGCCUGCCGCACCGGGCCAUGCCAGCGGGCAAGCGGAAUUCUUACUGGGUCCAGUUUGUGACUGUGACUAUACUUCUGUCGAUGACCUUAGCUAUCGCAGCGGCUUUCGCUUUCUUCACUUACCACGACCGGCUGAAAGCCAAGAACAAAGUUCAGGGGUCCAAUGCCCCCGAAGGCGGCAGAGCUCCUGGACAACAGCAGGCCCUCCUGAGCAACAGCCAGAGUGCCCCACAAGGCAACGAAUAUCAGAUGCAGGGCCCCCAGCAAGAAGUGGCCACGAAUGGUGCCAAACCCUGCUGUGUGCAGCCCGAGGAGGCUUCUUUUCAAGUGAUCGAUCUCGACAACAACCGCUUGAACUCCUCCCUGCUGAAUGGGGACGACUCCAAAAAGGCCGUGGCGGCGGGCGGGAACCUGGCUUGAUUUAGCUCGCCCCCUGCUGGCUGUUCCCGGGAGCAGACCUUUCAAGCCAUCGCCUCGGGCUCACAGGCAACCUGAAAAAGAAUUCUCGGCCUCUAUCCAUUUCUAUGGCAGCAACUGAAAAUACCAUCGGAAAACAAGGAAUUACCUCUGAAUUCAGUUUUUCUCGUCUUGUCUGUACGAUGCCACGCAGCCCUGGAAAACUGGCACCAAGGGGCUGGCGGAAAUCCUUAACGUUCGCAGGUCUUGGGGGUUCCCCCUCCAUCUGCCCUUCCUCCAUCGAUAUGGUACUGGACCCCAGCAUUUUCAUUGUGACGUCUCCACAGGGUCGCUGGUAGCUGAAUUCAUAAACCUCUAAUGUGAAAUGUUUACAGAGAUCAGGGACAAACAGGCACCCUCCUCACCUCUCAUCUCCUGGGCCCCGUUGGGUUUGGAGAGGUGUGGGAAGCAGGGGUCAAGGCCUUGUGGGUUCUACUAGAAAACUAGACGGUUUUGAGGUUUUGUGAUAAACGAGACAGGUCUAUGGGGAACACUGCCAAAAAAUAAAGGGAUGGGGGGGGCAUAAAGCAGUGGGUUUAAAUGAGGGGGUGAUAAACUUAAUGGUAAAAUACAAGCACAGCCUUACUGUAUAAGAGACCAGUGCAGCCGUGGUGUUUGCUCCAUGAGUGGGGAUCAGAGGCAGACCUAUCCUGAGGCAAAUUUGGGGCACUGCUGAGGCUGGCAGAGUGAGAGACAGGCUGACAUCUGAGCCAGGGAGAGCAAGACCUGCUCAAAGGGUGCGCCAUGUAUCACCUUAUCUGCAAGCGAGGUUGCUGUAUGGUGGCACCCAGCAGAUGGAGCUGGCCAAAUAGGGGCCCUCUUUUUGUCGUCCUGGGAUAUUGUGAAAUGGCAGGGUUCCAGACAGGGUUAUCUGUGCUUGCUGACCCCAAAUGGGGAGGGAAGAUUGAGGCAUCUCCACAAGCAAGUGGGCAUGCCUCCCUGUGAAUUUGACUCCCCACUUAGAGGUCUGUUUGACCUAAAAGGCUGGGUUACAACUGAUUCGUGUGUAUUUCAUGCAAAAAAGAAGAAAGGAAAAUUCAGGAAAAUUCAAGCACCAAGAAAGAAAAAUCUGGAUUCUUCUACAGUAGCAUAUUUUUUCCUCUUAUUUUUGCACAAUUUAUUCCAAUAUUUUUACUAUUUUUGCAUAAAUUAUUGUGGUUUUGUGGAAAGGAGCUAAGCAGGGGCCAGAAUGCUCUCUGUCCCCCAAACCACUGGAUAUCCUGUUCAGCCACCUUCCUUUUGGCUUCUGGGAUUUUAUAUCUCUUUGCUGCCACAAGGAAGAGAAAGUGAAGUUGUGUUUGGAUUAGAAAAUGAGAUUGUCUGGAAGCGCUGCAGUCUACAGAUUUGUUUCCCCUGCAGCCUUACAGAAUCUUUGCAUAUGCAAGGCUGUAGUUGAGACCGAAUGCAUCGUAAGAGCACAAGACCUGGGUUCAAAUUUCUGUUCUGCUGUGAAGCUCACUGGGUCACCUCUGAUAUGUGUGGACAUGGGGUGUUCGGAAGCAUUUAGACCAAGGCUAGGGUGUCCAUGGCAUAAAUUGGAUUCGAACCCCUGUCUGCAAAUCAGAACAUUAUGUGUUCACCUUGCCAGCUUGCAUGGGAUCUAAGAAGUGUGUGGGACAAAAUGUGUACAGCCAGAGAGUGAAGGACAUCCCGAGUUCUUGAUAACAGUUGAGACAGCAGUCUUAUCUUUUUUACCCAGCAUGCCCUUCUCUUGGCCUGUGUACACUUUCUGAACCAACACCAAACAUACUCAAAGGGGAGGUUGUUCCACCAGGAUGGGGGCUGGGCCUUUCUCGUCUUGCUCCAGGUUAGGAGAAAGCCGAGAGUUUCCCUCCCACCUCUUUCUCAUUAACAGCUGCGUUUCUCCGAGAUGGAAAAAUUAUUCCGUGCCCAUGUAGCGCUUCUGACCUCUAGCGAGCGAAACGGGAAACCACAACUUUUUAAACAAUUUUAUUAGAGCUGCAGUUUGUUCGCCUUGGCACUUUCCCCUGAAUCAGGGACCUUGACUGUUAAAAACACACACACACGCACGCACGCACACACACACAUACACACACACGUUUGAUUUCUAGGCUUGUUCUGGCCAUGGAAACCACUUGGGAGGUGGUUACGUCAAGACAGUAUUUAUGGUUGAAAGGGCUUGGUUUUUCAUUGGUUCCACAGACAUGUUGAUUUGGGUCAGAGAUUCUGAAAGCCCAGAAAGUCAUUGGAGCGGGCAAAUGCUGUGGACUCAAUAAUCUGGCUAUGGCUCGGUAGCCGAGCUCGAGUCCAUUUCGUGGGCUUUUGCAUAGAGAGGGACAGAAGAGGGCAUGCAGGGUUGCGUUUAUGUUUCUGCUUUACAGAUAGGGCUGGCCUCAGGAACUGGCAUCACUGGCCCAGGGCCCGCCACACGGGCGGUGGGGGGAGUCCACUGGCAAGCAUCUUCCCAAGGUCUUUGGAAAGAGCCUUUGUCGGCAGCCGAGUCUGGGUCGUCCUCCUCCCACUGCAAGCACGUUUGUCAUGUUUAUAUGUUAACCUUUGUAAGUGUAUACUCGAAACAACUUUGCACCCAGAGCUUUGUGUGAAAACAAACUGGGGGGGGGGGGGUCCCCCAUUACUGGGUCUGAGCAGCCUGUGUGGGUUUGUGUGCAUGCGUGUUUGUGUGAGAGAAGUGUUCUCGAACUGUGAUUUAGAUUGUUGUUUCUUCCAAGAGGAAGGCGGGGGGGACAACUAUUCUAGUGGGUUAUUAUUUGUAUCAACAGGUUGUAUCACUGGAAUUCUGUGAGUUGCAAAAAAAAAUACAAAUCCUAGGAAAUCGGUUUAAUUCAAGUCAAACAAGUGACGAUCUGUAACUUCACUAGGUUUUGUGGCUUUAUUUGGGAAUCUUGUUCCAGUGGAACAGUUGGAUUUGAGUCCAGUGACACCAACAGGAUUAUCAAGGUAGGAGCUUUUGAGAAUUAAAGCUGCCUUCAUCAGAUACCCCGGAAAUCUUCCUGUUCUAUAAGCUGCUACUGGACUCAGAUCUAACUGUUCUACUGCAGACCAAUCCAGCUACCCUCUGAAACUUGUUGCAGUGAGAAUUCUUCUGUGCUUUAUUCUUCACGCAAAUGUUCUUCCAAGCCACUACUACGGGGGGGCACUCCCCUGUUGCCCAAAGGGCAUUGUAUCCCAUCUGAGGCACAGAUGUUUGUGUAAUCCAAUUUAAGCUUUAAUAUUUGAUAAAUCCUUAUCAAGGGGCCAUGGACCCUGAACCAAUAAAUGAUUUAUGCCCCUCCCCCUUAGAAAAGCAAAUUUGGCAAGGGGGAGGGCAUCGUGAUCCUGCUAUCCGCAGUUCAGCUGAUUUCAACCAAAGUAGUUGCCCCAAAGUGGAGACGAAAACUAGUUUGAGUUGCAAAUUACUUGAGAGAAGUUUUAUUUCCUAUAGAAUACCCACUCGCACACACACAGAAAUAAUCUCCCCUGUGUCUUGGACUAGAAACAAUAACGCCACCUUUCAACUCUCUUGGGGGGAAAAUGUUUCCAGCUUCAUUUUCCCUUUUAUUGGAGAUCGACAAAUUUACACCAGUUUGGUGUUUUGAUCUUUUCAUUCCACGUUGUGUUUAUACAUUUUUUUUAAAGAUGUAAAUCUUUGUUGCGUUUAUACAUGCUAUUUUUAUUAAAAAAUGUGAUGUUAUUACGA
Molecule: messenger RNA, 6587 nt
Organism: Sphaerodactylus townsendi
Lineage: Eukaryota; Metazoa; Chordata; Lepidosauria; Squamata; Sphaerodactylidae
Gene: SEMA4A
Product: semaphorin 4A
Exons: 15
Coding region: 500-2893 (797 amino acids)
Biological process (GO): negative regulation of axon extension involved in axon guidance; neural crest cell migration; semaphorin-plexin signaling pathway
Molecular function (GO): chemorepellent activity; semaphorin receptor binding
Source: RefSeq, a predicted model, not a curated record